AGAAAAGAGGUUUUAGAAGCAGAGGCGUCUGCAGAAAUGGCUAGGCAAGACUUUGCCUUCAAUGAAGAGGAACUCCUCCUUCAACAGGCUAAAGCCAAGCAGAAACUGCUUCUAGCGCAGGCUAGGGCUCAACAAGAAGCUGACCUAGCACAGGCCAGGGCCCAGAGAGAAAUAGAGCUUGCAAUGGCUGAAGCCAAGCAAGAUGAACUGCAACGGGAUCUAGAUCUGCUUCAAGUAAAAAGAGACACAGCACAAAAGAUAGUCAGAGCUAACAUUCUAGCCAAAGCUCUAUCACAGGAACUAACCCAAGAAAACCUUAGUUUCCUGCCAACACAAGAGCCUACAGCAAAGGUUUCAGCACAUCUGCAACUGGAAUCACCUGUAGUGCAGAGUCAUAUCUCCUUUCGCCACCUUGAAGAUCGCUCACCUGUUCCAGUGUUCGCGACUUCAAGGCCAGCCCAUUCCUCAGAAGUACAGCAAAGCACGGCCGGGAGAGUGCCAUCUCUGUCAGAGUCCAUCCCUGUACUUAGGCCUCAGAGAUACCACUUGUCUACUUGGGAACAAAAGGAUGACGUCUUUCAACAACAUCCAGAUGUCCAUUCACAUUGGCAAGGCAUGGCCGGGAGUGAACCACCACAUUCAUCCCUGCAUACCAAGUCAAUUCUCCCAUCGCUGAAGAUGAAGGCUUCAGAGGUGCUGCCUGCCAGCAAUCUGCUGAACCCAGCAUCGCCUACCAUCGCGAAAAGAUGUGUUCAACCGAAGAACAUUGACUUCGUCAGGCCACAUCACACUCCUCAGAUGUACCCUUACACACUGGAGUCUCAAUUGGGUUCCCUCUUGCGAAAUCCAAGAAGAGACAUCAGAGACAAAGGCGUCCAGAAAUUCACUGACCGACCGGAUGACUACCUUCUGUGGAAAAUCACCUUCAUGAGGGCCAUUCGAGAUUUCAAGCUAGAAGCGGAUGAAGAACUGUCCCUUCUUAUGGCGUGGCUUGGACCCAGCUCAGCCGAGCAAGUAAAAAGACUUUAUGCUGCUCAUGUAGCAGACCCCCAAAGAGCUUUGUCCACAGCGUGGUCUCGCUUGGACCAGCGCUUCGGUGCGAGCACUGAGAUAGAAGCAUCCCUCAUGGAUCGACUCAACAGGUUCCCAUCACUGAAGAUGAAAGAUUGCAAACAGCUUUGGGACUUUAGUGAUCUUUUACUAGAGCUAGCUUCAGCCAAAGGAAAUCCAGAGCUGCCAGGUUUAGCAUGUCUGGACCAGCACACGUCACAGAGUGCCAUUCUCUGCAAACUUCCUUUUCCUCUUCGAGAAGCUUGGGGGAAACAGGUGUUCAAGUACAAAGAGGAGAAUGCAAAUGUAUACCCGCCCUUCACCUUUUUGGUGGAUUUCGUCACUAGAGCAGCUUGUGAGAGGAAUGACCCUCAAACAGGUCUUCUCGCUUUGUACCAAGACCUAAAGCCUGAAAAGACCUCCAAAGAAGACAAAGCCCAGGGCAAAGAUCUUAGAAGGAACCUGAGUGUCAAGAUGACAGACGCAACUCCUGCAACUUCUGCUCAACCAGUCAGCAACAACACCAUAUCCUGUCCCAUCCAUCAAAGGCCACACAGCCUAGCUGAAUGCAGAGAGUUCGCAAAGAAGCCUUACAAAGAACGACUCCAAAUAGUUCAAAAGGCCAAGGUGUGCUUUAGAUGCUGCGGCGCCACUAUUCACUUCUCCAAGGACUGCAAAGAAAAGGUUAAAUGCCAACACUGCAACAGCAUCAAGCAUUGCUCUGCAAUGCACAACUUCGAUUCCCCUCAAUUCAAAGCAAAGUCAAAUUCUCCUACCAAAGAAGAAACCAAAGAAGACCAAAAGCCUACAGAACCUCAGGUAGCCCUCAAGGCUCCUGCGGUUGCCUGCACCAAGCUUUGUCAAAAUAGCCACAAGCCCAGGAUUUGCCACCCAAUCUGCCUGGCAGAGGUGUAUCCAGACAAGCAGCCGUGGAAUAAGAAAAGGGUCUACGUCGCCUUGGAUGCCCAAAGUGACGCAUCUCUUGCAACCCCAGAGUUCUUCGACAUGUUCGAUCUUCAUACAGAGACAAUAGAAUACACCAUAUCCACUUGUUCUGGAAAGAAUAAGAUGAAUGGCAGAGUUGCAACAAAGUUCAAAAUCUCACCUGUUGGACAAAAGGUCAGGUACAAUCUUCCUGACCUUAUAGAAUGCAGCCUGAUUCCCAGGAACAAAGAACAGAUAGCCACGAAGGAGGUGGUACAAGCCCAUCCUCAUCUCAAAGGUAUUCAAGAUCUAAUUCCAGCUUUGGACUUGGAAACAGACAUCGUCAUGCUUAUCGGUGCAGAUUGUCCCACACUGUUCCGUGUUAGCAACCAGAUUGAAGGUCCUAAGGGAUCACCCAUGGCCCAGCAGUUGCCUUUAGGAUGGACGGUGUUAGGCCCAGUCUGCCUGAACAAGAUGUUCCAGCCUGUCACUAAAAGGCCUUCACUAAUGCAAGGAUGUGCCAGCCACAUCUCAGUUUGCUGCCAGGGAGUAAUGCCCGAUUACUCUUCCAUCAUCGAAGUCACAGAGAGAGAUGAGCAAACAGCCUUCUCUAAAAAUGAACAGAAGUUCCUUGAGAUGAUGAACAGCCAAGUCACUCAAGACCCUGAAGGUAAUUGGAUAGCACCUUUAACUUUCAAGCCGGAAAGACCAUCUCUACCCAACAACAGAGAUGUUGCCCAUCAUCGUCUCCUGUCCUUAAGAAGAAGGAUGCUAAAGGAUCCGAAGGUAAAGACCCAGAUCACCCAGUUUGUGGAAGACCUCUUCAAAAGCAACGAUGCUGAACCAGCUAGUGUGUGUGUGGAGGGAGAAGAGCAGUGGCAUUACAUAUCCACUUCAGAAAAUCCGGCAGAUGUGACAUCCCGAGGAACAUCAGCCGCAAAGUUGUCCAAGUCAUCCUGGAUCACUGGACCCAAAUGUCUUCAAAAUCCUUCCUUUCCAGAAAGCAUUUCCAUGCUCAAAGACACUGAGUUGCCAGAAAUUCAGUCCUGCAAAUCUACCAUCGAUGGCCAAGACUUAUCAAGGCAAGGUUUAAAUCCAGCCAAGUUUGAAAGAUUUUCAAAACGGACUAGACUUCAGGCAGCCAUUGCCAGGCUCAUACAUUACAUCACUACAAAAAACAGUGGUGCAAUUCAGCCCCAAGAUCUUUCGAAAGCCUCAACAGUCAUCCUGAGAUCCACUCAAAGACAGUGUUUUUCAGAAGAAAUAGCUUGUCUAGAAAGAAAAGCAUCCUUGCCCAAAAAUAGUUGUUUAAAGGACUUGAACCCCUUCCUGGACAAUGAGGGUCUCCUUAGGGUUGGAGGUAGACUAAAAAGAGCAAAGAUUAGAUCCUGUGUUAAAAAUCCUGUUAUUUUGCCACACCAUAGCCACAUAGCUCUGCUGUUGACACAGCAUUUCCACACAAAAGUCAAACACCAAGGAAGGUCAAUUACUCAGUCUGCCCUAAGAAACUAUGGGUUUUGGAUUGUUAGGUGCCAACGUAAAGGUUGGGGAUUUGGUGUUACUUAAUCAAAAUUAUAUCCUAGUCCUGACAAUAGAGUGCGCAAGGCCCAGGUUAAGGUCGUCUCUAACGAAAAGGUUUCUUUGUUUGACAGGCCUAUCAGCGACAUGGUUGUGUUAUUUUCAGAAGACAUACAGUCUUAAAGUUAUUAGAGUUAAAGGUAUUUAACUCCAUUUUGUUUAGAUUUCCGAAAGUCCGGAAAUCUAGGCCGGGAGUGUGACGGCGCGAGUGGCGCCAUCUAUAUGUCAAACUAUAAGUUUCAAGAUUUGAAUUGCUGUAUCAUGCCUGAUUUUGCCCUUACCCUGUAAAUGUAGUUGGAUUGGUUAUUUAUAUCUGUCAAUCAAUGUUGUUUGUACCUGUUAUAUUGCUCACUUAGCUAAACUAUUUGGCUCCACCUCUUCCUGGAGUAGGACUGUGUUUCCUCUUUUCAUUCCAUCAGCAAGUUCUGUAUCGGAUGGACGUGAAAGAGAGGCUUGGCUCAAAAAGCCCUUCAAAAGUUACCUCUCAGCACCAAUUCUGAGGUUCUUACCCUUGGGACUCACACUUCAUGUUCAGGGCCAACCUGAACAACGUUGAGGAGUCUCAAGCGCCUUCACAUCAGUCCUUUGGCAACAGAGGAAGACUCUUGUCUUCAGAUAUAGGUCAUUGGACUGAGGCUGAGUUUGCUCCGGCAUUUCACAGCCAGAGAAAGAGGGAUCUGGACAAGCUUCAUGGACUUAAACAAUCAAAGACUGUAAUGUAUAUUUUCUUUUACCCCCUUUGUGAAGAAUAAACCCAGUUUUUGAGUUAACUACAGUGUUUUGGUCCUUGGGAGUUCCAGUUUCCCUAAAGGAGGGCAAGAAGCAAUCCCCUGGGGAAAGAUCCCCUGGUCCAUGCCUCUUUCACUAAGAGUUUACAGCCCCAGGCGCGACGGCACAAUGAGAAAGAAACCCAACCUGGAAGCAAAGAAGGAAGUAUAAAGAAUUUUAUUCGUGUUAUGGAAAUCUUACUUUUGUAGAUAGUUCAACCAUAUUAUUUUGCUAUAAAGAAAAGCCUCCUAAUGAAGAGAUAACGUUGGUCUGUGUGUUUUUGUUCUUUUUAUCACUUUUGGCUACUAGUGCUGGGUCACGCUACUGCUAAUAAGUUACUGCGCUGUGCAUUUAUGAGCAGGGUCUUUUAUUAAUAAGCCCACUCACCCAACAAAAGUUUGAAAACAACUAAUUUGUCUUUCAAACACAGAAAGGUGAGGACCAGGAAGUGACAAAAAAGAGAGAACUUGAAUCAGAUAGGCAACACAUGAUGUGACAUGACUCCUUUUUGAUUUCACUCUCUCAAUAUGGUUUCUGUCUGAUCCACAAUAGUUUCUGUCCAUUAAUAGAAGAUGGGAGAAUAAGAUUCUGCCAAAAGUUCAAAAAUCCUAGGUUAGCACAUAAUAUUUAUUCUAAUAAGAAUUUGGAGAAGAUAUUAUAGUUUUUGGCUGAUAGAAGCUAGAGAGAUUCACAGAAGGAUUCUA
This is a messenger RNA of Anolis carolinensis (green anole), 5024 nucleotides long. RefSeq lists its product as uncharacterized. The transcript is spliced from 2 exons. Lineage: Eukaryota; Metazoa; Chordata; Lepidosauria; Squamata; Anolidae. The record is from RefSeq and is a predicted model, not a curated record. The coding region runs from base 37 to 3540 and encodes 1167 amino acids.